UACAACAGCAGCCAAGGACAAGGAGCAUCAGCAGAGAGAGGAAACAGAGGAGAGAGAAAGGUGCCUCCUCUUGCCAUUGCGAUCACUGUAUCGGUGUUGAAUCCAUGUCGGUGUGCAUGCUGCUCUAAUAGGAGGCUUUAGGAGUGGCGGGGAAGCGUUGGAUUUAACUUCACACACGGACAAAUCUAUGCUUGGAUUUCGGCUCUUUUUUCCUUCGCCAAUGCAAAAGGAAAUAUGCAGCGAAGCUUCACCAUUCUCUACACCAGUUUACUGGGGCUGUGCUUUGCAUCAAGCUCAAGUUUUCCAAGUAACAUCAAUAUAGGAGGAUUGUUCCCAACCGAAUCACACGAAUAUGAGGUUUUUCGGUUCGCCCUCUCUCACCACCAGGACAUCCCCAAACUGGUGCCGCAGGUGGAUAUGGUCUUGUUGGGGAAUAGCUUCUCCAUGACAUAUGCCUUUUGCUCCCAGUUCUCCAAAGGUGUGUACGCCAUCAUCGGCCUGUAUGACAGGAAGACGGUCAACAUGCUCAUGUCCUUCUGCGGAGCACUGCACGUCUGCUUCGUCACGCCGUCGUUCCCCAUCGAGACGGCCAACCAGUUUGUCAUCCAGCUGAGGCCCGAGCUCCAGGACGCUCUGGUGGGAGUGAUCGACCACUACGGGUGGAACAAGUUUGUCUACAUGUACAGUUCAGACUCAGGACUGUCUGUGCUGCAGAAGGUUCUGGACACAGCAGCGGAGAGGAACUGGCUUGUGACCUCGGUCAAUGUGGAGACCAUGACAGAGGCCUCCUUUUUGAAAGUUUUCCAGGAUUUGGACAAGAGGAAGGAGGGCCAGAUUAUCAUCGAUUGUGAAACCGAGAGGCUCACUGGCAUCCUCAAAGAGAUCGUCGAACAAGGCAAGAAUGCAAAGAGCUACCACUACAUCCUGGCUAACCUGGGUUUCCUGGACAUCGACCUGACUGACCUGAGGAAAGGCGGGGCGAAUAUCACAGGCUUCCAGCUGGUCAACAACUCCGAGCCCACCAUCAGCCGUGUGGUCCAGCAGUGGCAGGAGUUUGACAACAAAGACUCCAAAAUGCGCAAGAGUGGACUCAAAUACACGGGCGCUCUAACAUAUGACGGCGUGAAAGUCAUGUCCACGGCCUUCCAGAACCUGCGGAGACAGAGGAUAGACAUCUCUCGCCGGGGCAACGCUGGAGAGUGUCUUGCCAACCCACCAGCUCCCUGGGGACAGGGCAUAGACAUCCAGAGAGCCUUGCAGCAGGUGCGUAUAGAUGGAUUGACCGGUCACAUUCAGUUCAAUGAGAAAGGCCGCAGAACCAACUACACUGUUAGCGUCAUGGAACUGGCCCCCUCUGGACCAAAGAAGGUUGGCUACUGGAAUGAAGAUGAGAAGUAUGUGACUACCGCCAGCUUUGUGAGAGGCAGCAACGAAACGUACGGCCUGCAGAACAGGACUUACAUAGUCACCACGAUCCUGGAGUCUCCGUAUGUGAUGAUGAAGAAGAACCAUGAGCAGCUUGUGGGGAAUGACAAAUAUGAGGGCUACAUUGUGGAGCUGGCUGCAGAGAUAGCCAAACAUGUCGGCUACCAGUACAAACUGAAGGUGGUUUCAGAUGGCAAAUAUGGAGCAAGAGACCCAGAGAAUAAGAUGUGGAACGGCAUGGUGGGAGAACUGGUGUAUGGGAAAGCAGACGUGGCUGUGGCCCCUCUGACCAUCACCCUGGUGCGUGAAGAAGUGAUCGACUUCUCUAAGCCCUUCAUGUCCCUUGGCAUCUCCAUCAUGAUCAAGAAACCCACCAAAUCCAAACCUGGCGUGUUUUCCUUCCUGGACCCGCUAGCUUACGAGAUCUGGAUGUGCAUUGUGUUUGCCUACAUCGGCGUGAGCGUGGUUCUGUUCCUUGUCAGUCGGUUCAGCCCGUACGAGUGGCACGCUGAGGACUACGAGGAGGGCGCUGAGCCGCAGUCGCCCACCCAAGCUUCAGCCAACGGGGUGCAGCAGGGCCAGGCCCCCCCGCAACAGAACAACCAGCAGAGUCUAGAGCAGACCAAUGAGUUUGGCAUUUUCAACUCCCUUUGGUUCUCACUGGGGGCCUUCAUGCAGCAGGGCUGCGAUAUCUCACCACGCUCUCUGUCGGGCCGCAUUGUUGGAGGCGUGUGGUGGUUCUUCACCCUCAUCAUCAUCUCCUCCUAUACUGCCAACUUGGCUGCCUUUCUGACAGUGGAGAGGAUGGUGUCUCCUAUAGAGAGCGCUGAGGAUUUGGCCAAGCAGACGGAGAUCGCCUAUGGAACGCUGGAUGCCGGCUCCACCAAAGAAUUCUUCAGGAGGUCGAAGAUCGCCGUGUUUGAGAAGAUGUGGUCGUACAUGAAGUCGGCCGACCCGCCUGUGUUUGUCAAGACGACAGACGAGGGCGUGAUGAGAGUCAGGAAGUCUAAGGGCAAGUAUGCCUACCUGUUGGAGUCCACAAUGAACGAGUACAUAGAGCAGAGGAAACCGUGCGACACUAUGAAGGUGGGAGGAAACCUUGACUCUAAAGGUUAUGGCAUCGCCACACCAAAGGGCUCCCCUCUCAGAAUCCCAGUAAACCUAGCGGUGUUGAAAUUCAAUGAGCAAGCCGUCUUAGACAAACUGAAAAACAAAUGGUGGUACGAUAAAGGGGAGUGUGGCAGCAAGGACUCCGGAAGAAAGGACAAGACAAGCGCUCUGAGCCUCAGCAAUGUGGCGGGGGUCUUCUACAUCCUGAUCGGCGGCCUGGGCCUGGCCAUGCUGGUGGCGCUGGUGGAGUUCUGCUACAAGUCCAGGACCGAGUCGCGCCGAAUGAAGCAAUCCAUCAACGACGCCAUGCGCUGCUCCACCCUGACCCGAAUGAGUGGCAACGGAAGCGGCGGAGAGAACGGACGAAUCCUCACCCACGACUUCCCCAAGACCGUUCAGACGCUGCCCUGUAUGAGCCACACCGCCAGCAUGGGACUGGGUGCCUCCGGCAUGUGAUCCUCACAUGACUGUGCUGGCGGCGAGGAAUAGGCAGGGUGAGGCAGAACAAGAGCACAAGACUCUAAAUCUCAAAAAUCAUGGCUGUUUGGUUUGACCCAUCUUUCCUCCAGGCUGUCAACAUGCCCGACUUGAACAAGACUUUACCUACUGCCAAAAUGCACUCUCGAACCGCUCAUUACAAAACUGAGACUCGCAACAUUUUUUUUAAUAAGUGGAUGUUUGAAAAAACAGACACUGAGGAAAAAAAAAAAGGGAUUUGUGCUGCAAUAAAGAAGCCGUCAACGGGGCGUGUUUUUGGAAUUUUUUACAGUGUUAAUUUUUGUGGUAAGAAAAUAACUUUAUUGUUUAGUGUGACGCCU
Molecule: messenger RNA, 3353 nt
Organism: Gymnodraco acuticeps
Lineage: Eukaryota; Metazoa; Chordata; Actinopteri; Perciformes; Bathydraconidae
Gene: gria1a
Product: glutamate receptor, ionotropic, AMPA 1a
Exons: 16
Coding region: 235-2991 (918 amino acids)
Biological process (GO): modulation of chemical synaptic transmission; synaptic transmission, glutamatergic
Cellular component (GO): plasma membrane; AMPA glutamate receptor complex; postsynaptic membrane
Molecular function (GO): transmitter-gated monoatomic ion channel activity involved in regulation of postsynaptic membrane potential; AMPA glutamate receptor activity
Source: RefSeq, a predicted model, not a curated record